This is a messenger RNA of Paramisgurnus dabryanus, 9538 nucleotides long. RefSeq names its product lin-28 homolog B (C. elegans) (gene lin28b). Gene Ontology annotation, molecular function: mRNA binding; zinc ion binding. Gene Ontology annotation, cellular component: nucleus; cytoplasm. NCBI's taxonomy places the organism in Eukaryota, Metazoa, Chordata, Actinopteri, Cypriniformes, Cobitidae. Gene Ontology annotation, biological process: pre-miRNA processing. The record is from RefSeq and is a predicted model, not a curated record.
UAGAUCAAAACACUUGUAAAACACAAAACCAUAAAGAUCAUACACACCUAAAUAACACUAUGUUGAAUAUGAGAUGGUGCGAGCAUUUUAAAAAGUUUAAACACAGCAUUUCCAUUAAUAUAGCCUAAAUCUGAUUGAUUCGGCUGUCUGAGUCAUUCUGUUGCAUCUGAUCUAUUUCAAAUGUCUUUCAUCAUUUCUUCGUUUUGUUGCUCUCUCUUUCUGUCCAGUAAGGAUGUUGGCCAAUAAGCAGAACUGUUUCACAGAUUUCCAAAAAGUUUACACUUCACACUUGCAAACCCAUGCUUGAAGGCUCCAGGAAACUGCAAAGUUUCAUGUGGAAUCCGCGCAUGGCAACUGGCGACACUUGCGCGGUUUCUAUGGAGGAAGCAGUGAGCUGAGAUGCUCAAGGAAGUCGGGCAAACCCAACCAUUAUCCGCCGGUGCCAACCAUUUCAUAUAUUUAUAUAUAUGCGAAAUAAACAUAUUUACAGCCACAUUCAUCAUCAGACUGCGGUAAUGGCGGAUGAAAGAAAUGUAUCGGAUUUGACUGGAUAUUUUUGCGCCAAGGAACUUUUCCAAGACUAUCUGGAGUUUUCUCAGAAAUUUCCUUUGCUUGUACACCCCAGUCUGGAUCUGAAACAUCAAGAUCUCAAGACAGCAUAUAAAAGGGUCAGACACAGAGCACGCGCAGCAUGGCCGUGCACUCCAUCGCAGGAGGGCCGCGCAGAGGUAGAACCCCGCCGCAGAUUCUGGCUGGUUCCGGUUACUGCAAGUGGUUUAACGUCCGCAUGGGUUUCGGAUUUAUAUCGAUGACCAGCAGCGAGGGAAAACCAGUCGACCCACCGCUGGACGUGUUCGUGCACCAAAGUAAGUUGGUGAUGGAGGGCUUCAGGAGCUUACGGGAAGGCGAGCAGGUGGAAUUUACCUUCAAGAGGUCGAGUAAAGGUCUGGAGUCACUCAGGGUUACGGGGCCCGGCGGGGGCCCCUGCUCCGGCAGUGACCGACGCCCUAAAGGGAAGGCCCCGCCCCCCAAGCGCAAACCAAAGGGAGACCGGUGUUAUAACUGUGGUGGUCUGGACCAUCAUGCUAAAGAGUGUGGCCUUCCCCCCCAGCCAAAGAGAUGUCAUCGCUGUCAAAGUGUCACACAUAUGGUGGCCCAGUGUCCCCACAAGAGGGCGCUGUCUCCCUCCACGUCUCAGGACCCCCAUCACCCCACCACCUCAGCUCAGUCACAGGAAGAGGAGAGUCGGUCGAGCUCAUCGCCGCAGGAAGGCCCCUCUUCCUCUCCGGAGGAAGCGACUCAGCGUGGCUCUCGCUCUCAGCGCUGGAGGAAGAGUCGGGACUGAGAGGCAUCUCUCGGCUGAGUCCUCCCGUCUGACGGGUUCCCUUCGGCUUUUCACCUCAUCUCGACGGAGCCCGGAGCCAAAAUCUUCUACCUCACAUGCCCGGGUCACCGGGGAGAUCCUCCCUCCCGUGCAGCUAUGGUAUCGGUCGAUGGGGAUUACACAUCCGUGUGUGUUUUUAUGAGCAAUCACAGCAAUCUCUACGAUGUGGGUGUGUGUUGUAAAGCGAGUAUGUGUGUAAAUGUGUGAUGCAACGGUAAAUAGAUGAUCAAAGUUAACUAUCUAGCAUUGAAGAAAACGGUGAAUCAGGAUUUUUCUGACAUCAGCACUUGAGGCUCAAACACAAUUACAAAAAAAGUUUGGGUUUCUUCAUCACUUUUUUUUGUCCGGGUCAUCACUUAUAAAAAUGUCCCUGAUGACAAACUUUGCUUAAGCAUCUAGUUUAUGGACCCUGAUCACCGAUCUGAAGUUAUUGUGCAUUUGUGCAGGUUGUUUAAAUCUGUGGCAAAUCAAAUCAGAUUCAGCAUCUGGUCUUAAUUUUACUAUGAAUUUGAGACUUAACCAGUGUUAGAUACGACUGACGACACAGAGCUAAAAUAACUUUAUCCUGAAAGAACUAAGUAACUUACUUAGAAUUAUUGGCAUUAUUUAGCUGCAGUCUAAAGCUGUUUUGAAGCUCAUGGUAAUGAUCCAAGGCAUUAAUAUAUGAUGAAUUAUAAAUAGCGAUUCAUACAGAGCAUGUAGGUAGAUGAAGUCGAUGCUGUAUGUUGACAUUUUGAUUUGUUCCCCCCUCCUCCUCAUGCAUUUAGGAUCUUCACUUCAUAACUCUGCUCAUUUAUUUAUGUGAAAAUCUGAGCGUGCAAAAAUCAAAAUAUUGUCUUUUAAUGUAGUCUAAAUGAAGUCCUUAGCAACACGUAUUACUAAUGAUAAAUAUACUAAUGUUUCUGAGACAUUGUGUGCCACAUUUGAAUGUUUUCAGACAUUCAGGUCAUUGGAAAAUUGUUUGGAUCGUAUGGGCCAUUUACACGACCUUAAACAGUAUUUGUUUGCGUUUUGGUUGUAUGAUUACAUGACAACUGUGUUUUUGUGGUCCUGAAAAAGCAAAAUUUUGAUGACGGGUAAUUGAUGCCAAGGCGUCCCCGUCUAAACUCUGAAUCUGGUGCGCAUUCAUUCAGUUUAUAGGCAUGCGUGAGUAUAGACGGUUUCAGCGGUAACAACAUAAACAAGCGGCUUUCGUGGUCAACACGUAACUUCCGGUAAACUCUUUAAUUUAUAUAACAAGUAAACAUGUACACUCACAUAAAGGAUUAUUAGGAACACCAUACUAAUACUGUGUUUGACCCCCUUUCGCCUUCAGAACUGCCUUAAUUCUAAGUGGCAUUGAUUCAACAAAGGGCUGAAAGCAUUCUUUAGAAAUGUUGGCCCAUAUUGAUAUGAUAGCAUCUUGCAGUUGAUGGAGAUUUGUGGGAUGCACAUCCAGGGCACGAAGCUCCCAUUCCACCACAUCCCAAAGAUGCUCUAUUGGGUUGAGAUCUGGUGACUGUGGGGGCCAUUUUAGUACAGUGAACUCAUUGUCAUGUUCAAGAAACCAAUUUGAAAUGAUUCGAGCUUUGUGACAUGGUGCAUUAUCCUGCUGGAAGUAGCCAUCAGAGGAUGGGUAAAUGGUGGUCAUAAAGGGAUGGACAUGGUCAGAAACAAUGCUCAGGUAGGCCGUGGCAUUUAAACAAUGCCCAAAUGGCACUAAGGGGCCUAAAGUGUGCCAAGAAAACGUCCCCCACACCAAUACACCAGCAGCCUGCACAGUGGUAACAAGGCAUGAUGGAUCCAUGUUCUCAUUCUGUUUACGCCAAAUUCUGACUCUACCAUCUGAAUGUCUCAACAGAAACCGAGACUUAUCACACCAGGCAACAUUUUCCAGUCUUCAACUGAGCUCGUGCAAAUUGUAGCCUCUUUUUCCUAUUUGUAGUGGAGAUGAGUGGUACCCGGUGGGAUCUUCUGCUUUUGUAGCCCAUCUGUCGUAAGGUUGUGCGUGUUGUGGCUUCACAAAUGCUUUGCUGCAUACCUAGGAUGUAACGAGUGGUUAUUUCAGUCAAAGUUGCUCUUCUAUCAGCUUGAAUCAGUCGGCCCAUUCUCCUCUGACCUCUAGCAUCAACAAGGCAUUUUCGCAUACUGGAUGUUUUUCCCUUUUCACCCCAUUCUUUGUAAACCCUAGAAAUGGUUGUGCGUGAAAAUCCCAGUAACUGAGCAGAUUGUGAAAUUCUCAGAUCGGCCCAUCAGGCACCAACGCUCAAAAUUGCUUAAAACACCUUUCUUUCCCAUUUUGACAUUCAGUUUGGAGUUCAGGAGAUUGUCUUGACCAGGACCACACCCCUAAAAGCAUUGAAGCAACUGCCAUGUGAUUGGUUGAUUAGAUAAUUGCAUUAAUGAGAAAUUGAACAGGUGUUCCUAAUAAUCCUUUAGGUGAGUGUAGAUUACCUAGGAAACCAAAACAUUUGUUAUUUUUGACAAGGUAUUUGUUCAAGAGUUUAGCAACUAGUCAGACUAUUAAAAAAACUGAAACCGGAAGUAAAGUUCUGACCAGAUGCGUAAUCGUGUCACCGCAUGUGCGUCCGAUGAAACCGUCUAUAACCAAAACAACAAUGGCUGCCUACAGGACUGUGUUUGUGCUGCUCGAGAUACUGAGUUUAUUAAUGCUUCUCCAACAAAGUUUACAAAACUUUUGCAUAGUCAAGGGUCACUUAUAGUAAAAAAAAACACCUCGUCCAUAUAAACAAAACCGCUCUAUAUAUGUGCUUUUGUUAUCGCGAUUGUUUGCAUUUAUUGCUCUUGAAGAAUGAGUAUGUGUGCAGGCGUGUAGUUUUUCUCUACAAGGGAACAUCGCCAUCUGCUGGUCUGGCACGCAUAAUAUAGCAUUUUUAGUCGUCUUCGUGGAUCAUGUAAAAUCAGACUUUUGUCAUGAACUGGUUUUUACUACAUCAUUGUCAUGUAAACGUAACAUUGGAAUAUUUAAAUAUCUAAAUCUUUUUUUUAAAUCUCAACUUUGUGAGUUGUGUGCUUCUAAAAGUUGACUUUUCACACAUACCAAUUUUAAAUCUAAUCUAUUCUGGGAAAACUGACCAAAAAUAUUGAACUUAUCCUGCAGGGGCAUAUAAUUUUUUUUUAUAUUAUCAGAGAAAUAAUUUCUUAUAAUUCCCAAACAUUUUAAUGGCAGUUACUACAUUUUUUGUAAGCCGAACUAUUAACUAAGUUAUAGUUAAACGUUUUGAUUCCUUAAAAACAAAAAAGUCAUUUUUUUGCAUUUUGCAUUCAUUUAUGUCAUAUGCAACUCUACAGCACAUUAUAUGAUAUCUGUAAUUACAUUGGCCAACAUGGUGUCUGCGAAAUCACACCUGCCUGUUUUCUCUGUCAACCGAUGAAUGUAUAUCAGUUAAAGCCUUAGUGAGACUUAUCUGAUGAACUCAGAUCUGAAUGAUCUAGCAGGUGUAGUCUAACAGUUAAACCGCUUAAGGGUGAUCUACUACAAUCAUCCAUUGAAUAUAAGUGAAAGAUAAAGAACAGAAGUGCACUUGAACAGCAUUGUCAGAAAACAUUGUUUACACAUGAAGUUAAAUGAUGGAACAUCCCAUAAUGUCCUUUAAAGUCAAAUGACAUCAGCAAUAAUUUUCACUCCUUUUAUCGUAUGAAUGUUUUACUUAGAUAUUCAACAGAUAAAGCGUUUAACAUGCCAGCAUACAUCUUUGAUUUUAAUUUAUUUAGGGCUGGACAAUAAUUUAAUAACAAUAUAUUUUAAUGGUGAUAUGGUUCUUAAACAUAUUUUCGAUAUACAUUACGACGCCCUGUGCCGUUUACGUCACGCCUAAAAAUGCAUGUUAAAGAUACUUUUUCUUUCCAAAGCGCUCCUGUGGCUUCUUUCGUAGCUAAGCAACCAUGGCGAGUUCAAAAGUUUUAGGGUUACUUUCACUUUCAUUUAUUAAUAUUUUCCACAUAUUACUAUAAUAGCAAAUUUAUUAAAACUAUGAAAGUCAAUACUGUGACUAAAGAAAUGCAUUAGUUUGAGAGCCCUGCAUUACAGCAUUUAUCACUGACUGAUGUUCAGGUUUGCAUUAUUAAUAUUAAAGGUGAGCCUUAAAGUCUGACAGUGAGUUUACAUUUAAUUUUGUGGGAAGGGUAAAUACAAAUUAAAGGUACAUUUAUUUAUACCAUUAUUAUUAUUAUUAUUUAAAUGUUAUGUUGUUUUAUAGGAGGAGGCUUUAUAGACUUGGCAAAUUCACAGUUUGUAGGUAAAGACAUUUGGGUGAUUCUCACGAAAUCCAGACUUAAAAGGUGUCCAGCAUCAGAUUUUUUUAAAAAGCCCUUAAAGCCAAUUUUUUUUUGUUGCACAUAUAACAUUAAGGUCUGAACUUACUAUAACCAUUAUUUUUAGAGGAUUUAAAAAAUAUUUCCUAUAGAAUUAAUAAAUUUUUUUAGAUAAUCAUUAUAAAAAAUUAUCAUUAUCGCAACAUGAUAUUACAUUAAAUAUAUGCAUUUACAAACUCAUGUUUCGGUAAUGAGAACUUAAAAGUUGUCUAGGUACUAUGACAAACAAAAUUUUAACUUUUAUCUGUAGAGAAAAAAUAAGAACUGCUUACCUGGUAGCCAUCUUGAGUGUCACAGUCAAUUAUGUCCCUUCCAACAAUUUUUAUUUUUUAUUUUUUUUAAAUGUUAGUUCCUUGAGGGCUUAAACAAUGAUUGAAAAUGAUUGUGGAGAAUGAGAAAAUUGGAGACAUUUAUAUUCCUUAUUAUUGUCUCUACAUUUACAAAUACCACAAGUUUCUUUACUGUAAAUGUUUAUAGCAUAACAUGUACUGAAGCUUUUUAUUGAUUUUUUGAUUAUAAAUAUUUCCAUCAUCAAAGAACCCAAAUCCAGUCAUGGACACGUUCCGGUAAUGACAUUUUCCUUCUUAAAUGUGGAAAAACAACAAAAUUGGUUUGUAUAAUGUUGGUUUGAAAUCAUGUGCAAAAUAGUACAUGAAGAGAUGUUUGUAACUGUAUGCUUCUUAUUUCGAUAGCAUUUACUUUUUUAUCAAAAUGUUUCAUGACACCUUUAUAGGCUAAUAUAAGUCUAAUUUCACGAGAAUCACCCAUUUGCACUGUUUAUCCCAAGGCUUUUUUAACAUUCACACCGUAAUCGGAUUUAUACCGUACCGAAUGAAAUUUAGAAGUAUCAGCGAUAGAAAUUUUGCCCAUAUUGUCCAGCCCUAAAUGUAUUCAUUUUGUCCGGAUUUGCUGUGAACAGGAGACAGACUCAAGUUUAGCCUCAACUCAAACUUAAAUUCAUGUUUGAAUAUUUGUUAAUGAAAUUUUUUCAGCCUGACCUCACAAGAAUUCGUACAUAUUUUACGAGUUAGCUAAUUCUUAUGAAUUCAAAUGAAGUUGAUCAUGCAAAAACGUAUGAUUCUCAUUAAAAAAAAACACACACACCGAAACCCAACUCCCAACGUCACAGGGGUCAAGGCAAAUUGUACAAAAACUUACGAAUGUGAUUGUAUGAAUUAAUACGAAUUAGCGAACUUGUAAAAUAUGUAUGAAUGUUCGUGAGAGAGCGUUGCAUUUUUUUGAUCCAAGGGUUAAUGUGACGUACACACCAAACGCGGGGCAUUGCGUCACUCGCUCUAGAUUACUCGCGGGAUUUCAAUUUUCGCUCGAGCUGAAUAUUUAUUUCGAAUAGCGCGUGUUUUCACGGCAAACGCAACGCCUAUGUCAUUCGCAUCGCCCCACGCGAGGACGCGUCUGAUCGCGUCUUUGCAUUGAGUUUGCAUGUAAUCUACUCGCGCAAAUCGUUGAACUCGCAUUUGGUGAGAACCCACAGUAAGUGUUAAGUGUUUUGCCAGAUUCACUUUUGAAAUGUCUUCGACAUGAGCAGUGAAACUCAGUUUCUGGAUUAAAACUAUACAGUAGAUCCUGUCGACAGAACAUGUUCAUGUGUUUUUUUUUUUUAAUGUUUUUACACGGGCUCAUCUUUCACCAGAGGUCUCCUAGAUAGAAACAAAUCAACAUCUCUGACCAUACUGAAUGUGAGAAUCUCGCUGAAUGUAAAGCAACUCGACUCUUCCUGUCCGUUGGCUUUGAUCGCUUGAUAGAUUUUUGUAUCCAAUGUGUUGACAAAUCAAUUCGUGCAUGUCAUGUGGUUUAUCAGAGGAUGUUCAUGUAAACAGCUUGUGUGUGUGUGUGUUUGGUAUAGAUGUUUAUACCAAAGACUGACUGUACCGGAGGCAUUAAAGAUGUGUGAGCGCUUCUCUUCAUAUCUAAACUUGAAACAGGAAAGAAACUGUGGUAAAGUUAAACGCUCGUGCUGUGAAACGGCUCUAUGAAUGUGUGCGCGCGUGCCUGCAUCGUAUUUAAUCGAUCGAGUGCACGGAUGAAUAAAAAGCGAUCUAUCUUUGAGAGAAAGUAACUGACCAAAUGACAGAUAUAGCACAGACUCCAAUCCCUCAUACAGCGACAAUAAAUUUCUACAUUGUAUUUUUAUACAUUUCUACCCACAAAUCUUCUCAGGAUGAAUUUCUCUCAGGGAACGAACCAAAUAAGUGUAUUUGAUGUUAUUGUGUAGGGAAGCGUUUAACAUUUAACUGAAUCUAUUUACUGUUGGUUAUAACCUCACUGACACGUUCUCAUAUAUUAGCACUACCUCUUUUAGUUGCAUGUACGGUUUCUGUUUUUUUCAUUUCGAAAGACUAACAGAGUGUUAAGUCAUUGUAGUUUGUUUCCGUUAGAUUUACGGUAAUACUUUGUUUACAGCAGACAUCUACCUCAUUUCCUUUCAUCUCCUGUUAAACUCAUUCUGGUCCGAUGGGGUCAGCGUGUGUUUUUAUGUUAUUUUAUUUUUAUUUUAAGCUGAUAUCAUUUUUUUAUUAGUCCGAACUCUCUGUUCACUUCUCGUAACUCCAGAGCCGGUUCAGUUAAACCUUGAAUGUGUUCAUGCAUGUGUAUUUCUUGACUAAUGUAACACAAACUCAACAUAUCUGCAGGUUAACCGUUUGUGCUGAAGUAGUGUAGUGUUACACACUAAACCUGAGCUAUAUGACAGCUUUUUGGAGGCAUGUAAGGGGUUUAUUUGACAUGUGUGCCUUUUUAUUUCAUUUCAUUCUGGUGAGACGUUUUACUUGGAGGCCGAAAGUGUCUUUAUUUUGUGGCAUUAAAUUAUAUACCGUAUGUAUAACAUCAGUAAGGACUUUAAUACAUUGGCAUUAUACAAAUGUAAAAUGGAGUAUGAUUUUAUAACUACUGAUUGACCAGUUUGCAAAAUCUUUCUCAAAUAAGGAUAACUGGAUUUGUAUCUGCCAGGUGUAAGAGCAUUUUACAGCUCCAUAUCAAAACUUUCAGUAUUGAAUGUAUGAAACUGACCAAAGUUCAGAACUGAUAAAAAUAUAGCUAUCAAAAAGCCUUUCUGUACAAAUUACAGUAUUACUGGCAGCUGUUUGCCAGUAACUUACUGUAUUUUGUUUACUGGCAACAAGUUAAAUGAGCAUUAAACAUUAACAAGUCUUUGUAGCCUCAUGCAAAGCAUUCUGGGAACCAAAAUCUGAAGGGGGGUGAUGAGGAUUUCUGGUUAUUUAACUUUAAACACAUUUUUACUAGUAAUUAUAAUGCAUUUAAAUCUACAGUAAGUUACUGACAAACAGCUGCAUAACUACAGCACAUUUUUACAUUGCAUUAUUGUAAUGCCUGAGUCACUGCAGUCUUAACCAUUUGAAGAUCAACUAUAUUAUGAAAAUGAGCAUAAUUCAUAUGAAGAUUGUUAAACGCAUACCUCUGUUGCCAUGAUGGCUGCUGAAUAACUUGGUCUCUCAGAGAUUUAAUAUCUGUGGGUACAAUGGUUGUUUUAUUGUAUGCCCUGUGUAUUACAACUUUGACGUGCUGUACAUUUGAAUAUGGCUUAUGAAAGAGGUAUAUGAAUAUGAUGGGAGACCAUGCAAUGGGUCUUUGAUAUAUUAACCCUUAAUAAUGUCUUACUUUAGUUUCAGUAUUUUUCUCAGUUCUGCUGUUGAAUUGUAUUCAGAAUGGCCAGUCAUUUCUGCCUAUACAUAUUUCAUGGAAGCACUGAUCGCCUCUUGUUAUUUCAUUUGAAGAUCAUUUCACUCAUUGUAACCACAUUUAUAUGCAUUUUGCCUUUUUGUCUGUGAAUUUAGGAAAAGUAACUGUUUUACUUGAUUGAUA